Messenger RNA from Lingula anatina, 1382 nucleotides. Its product is annotated as phosphomannomutase 2-like. Gene Ontology annotation, biological process: mannose metabolic process; GDP-mannose biosynthetic process; protein N-linked glycosylation. Lineage: Eukaryota; Metazoa; Brachiopoda; Lingulata; Lingulida; Lingulidae. The record is from RefSeq and is a predicted model, not a curated record. Gene Ontology annotation, molecular function: phosphomannomutase activity. Gene Ontology annotation, cellular component: cytosol.
UGGAGACAUCUGACGGAUUGUUUACAUUCAACAGGAUGGCGGCCCGUGACACGUCCACGCUUUGUUUAUUCGAUGUAGAUGGGACACUUACAGCUCCCAGAAAGAAAAUUACCCCUGAGAUGGAAACUUUCAUGGAACAGCUGGAUAAGAAGGUGGUUGUUGGGUUAGUUGGUGGAUCGGACCUUAGUAAAAUAUCAGAACAACUGGGGAAAUCAGAGGAAGAUGUAAUCAAGAAGUUUGAAUAUGUUUUCUCUGAAAAUGGACUUGUGGCUCAUAAGAACGGGCAGCUUAUUGCAAAAGAGAGUAUACAGAAUUACAUGGGAGAGGAAAAAUUACAGAAAUUCAUCAACUAUGCACUAGGAUACAUGUCUAAAAUUGAACUUCCAGCUAAAAGGGGCACGUUUAUCGAGUUCCGCAGUGGUCUUAUCAACGUAUGUCCAGUGGGAAGAAGCUGCUCUCAGGCUGAGAGGGACCAGUUUGGGGAAUAUGAUAAGGUACACAAUAUACGAAAACAAUUUGUUGAAGAUCUUCGAAAACAGUUUCCAGAUAAUGGAUUAGUUUAUUCUAUAGGUGGUCAAAUCAGCUUUGAUGUCUUCCCAGAAGGGUGGGAUAAGAGAUACUGCCUCAACCAUAUUGCCGGGGAUAACUUUAAAGUAAUCCACUUCUUUGGAGACAAGACUAACCCAGGUGAAAAUGACUAUGAGAUUUUCAUGGAUCCUCGCACUGUAGGACAUUCAGUCAAAAGUCCAGAGGAUACAAGACAACAGCUGAUGGAACUGUUCUUUCAGGGCUAGACAUUGGUGUGAUAUUCAAAGGGAAUUGUAAACUCCAUUUACAUCUUGCAGAACAAUAUAUUGUGGGCAACUCAGGAAAAAUCUUAUUUUUGCUGCUUUAAACAAAGCUUUAUUCCUGCUAUGAUCCAAAAGAUGAAAUUAGAUAUUGGUAUUUUUGACUUUCUCAUAUUUUUACUGAACUUUUUUCUCUCUGUGCAAUAAGCUGUAGGUAUUUGUUUGGGGUAAUUUAUGCUCAAACUGGUACAUUUCAGGUUUUGUGCAUAGUGUUUUUCCAUGAAAAAUUGUGAAUUAUACUUCAUUUUCUUAACCAACCAAAAUGUAUGCAGCACAUGUGGAUAAAUGGUUUUGGUAGAAUUUGUCUUACAUCUCUGAUAUUCAAAUUAACAUUCAAAAGUGACAAAAGUUGGGGAUUUUUGUAGUCAGAAAGCAUUGUUGUAAACGAGGGAUAAGUUUUUGUGUCUUUGAAGGAAUGCUUAGAGAAAUAUUAUAAUAUUUUGUAUAGUGUGGUAUGUUUUUGUCUCAUUUGACUAAGUGUAGCGAACUAUGUGAGAGGUCUUUGGUUUAUAAUAAACUUAUUUUUAAAAGAAA